Molecule: messenger RNA, 815 nt
Organism: Pyricularia oryzae 70-15
Lineage: Eukaryota; Fungi; Ascomycota; Sordariomycetes; Magnaporthales; Pyriculariaceae
Product: AhpC/TSA family protein
Exons: 4
Coding region: 151-705 (184 amino acids)
Biological process (GO): hydrogen peroxide catabolic process; cellular response to oxidative stress; cell redox homeostasis
Cellular component (GO): mitochondrion; cytosol; peroxisome
Molecular function (GO): thioredoxin peroxidase activity
Source: RefSeq, a predicted model, not a curated record
UCACCAUGAUUUGCCAGAACAUGGAUUGAGCUUUGAGCUGCAAAAGUAUCGUGAACGACAUCCGAGAGACAUCCAUCAAAACCGCUUCUUCACAAUCCCUCAUUGGAGCAUUUAUCCCACCUGAGAGACACCCACAAAUCUACCUAAACAAUGGCAUUCAGAGCAUUUAGGCCGGCAGCAGCCAUGGCUGCACGGACGACCGCCAGGCGCGGCUUCCACACGACGCGCCCAGCAUUCGUCAAGGCUGGCGACCCGCUCCCGGACGCGGAGUGUCUUGUCGAGGGCUCUCCGGGCAACAAGGUCAACAUUGCCAAGGAGUUUUCGCUCAACAAUGGCCUGAUCAUUGGCGUACCGGCCGCCUUCUCGGGUGCCUGCUCGACCAGCCACAUCCCUUCAUACAUGAAGCACCCCAAGAUCAAGGAUGUCGGCCAGGUGUUUGUCGUCUCGGUCAACGACGCCUUUGUUAUGAAGGCUUGGGCAGAGCAGAUGGACCCUGCCGGAGACUCUGGAUUCCGCUUCCUGGGAGACCCCCAGGGUGUCUUUACCAAAACUUUGGACCUCGACUUUGACGGCACGGCCAUCUUUGGCAACGAUCGGAGCAAACGUUACGCCCUCGUCAUUGAGAAUGGUAGAGUCAAGUCGGCUCACGUAGAGCCCGACAACACCGGAACAAACGUGUCCAUGGCCGACAAGGUUCUGGGAUGAUUUGUUGUAGGAUCUGAACGGUUCUCAGUACUUCUUUGGCGUCUGAAUAAGUGUAUCAAACGUAGGUUAGAGUCCUUAGGAAAUCCGAAUAUAAAGAACAAUAAACCCGA